AAUAAGGAAGUGCGACAGUGGUGGGUUAAAGCCCAAAACGUUUUUAUUAUGAAAUAGAUAAUAAAUAGGGUCCCCACUAUCGUCGAUCCGCUGCCCCGAUCUCCCAAUUAUCCGGGUCAGGCUCCAUGCUCUUCUUGCCUACAUGCGUGAUUGCACAUAACCUGAGGCAAACAAAGAGUGCACAGAGUAAGGGGGAGAGACUGGCUAAACAAAAGGCAGUUACUGCACACUCAUGCACAGAUGAAGAUGCCCAAGAAGACAGUGCAGAAGAGAUAUCUUCAUCAGAAUCAGCAGGGGCCUCUCUAGAAUCAUCAGAAGCUCUGGUUAUGGCUUAUUUUGAUUCUGAUUUUACCUAUAUGCAUUAUGAAGCAACGACAGCACAAGAGCCUACCCUCUCUCAUGGGUACUUGGCUCUUUCUGGGGUGACUGAUCUGUUGCAACCUGGUUGGCUGAGCAAGGGUCAGAAACACAUCCUUCGUGCAGAGCAAGAAGAAGGUGGAAUAGGCCUGGUCAAGACACAAACAGAGUUUGCUGUGAGAUCUCCGCAGAAGGAGGAAAAAGAGCAGAAAGAGAUUACGAUGUGCAAAAAGGGGUUGGAUACACUUUUUGAGAAACUUGCAAAUGCAUACACCAAACGGUCAUUCAAGAGGUUGUAUGGCGACUUGAAAGCAAGGUAUCCAGCUGCUGGCAAUUACAUUGACAAUAUCCCAAAGAAAAGAUUGGUCAGGGCGUAUUUUGAAAUAAACCGGUACCAAAUAAUGACGACAAAUGGCGCCGAAUCAAUCAAUAGCGUAUUGAGGGAGGACAGGGAACUUCCUAUUGUUGCACUUUUAAAAGCAGUCCAGAACAUGACAUCAAGAUGGCGUGGAAAAAGGCAACAAGAGUUAAGGUCUCUCGAUGCAUCAAAUCCCCCUGUUACCCCGGCUGUUGAAGCUGAAAUGCGCAAGAGAUUCAGCACUGCCUUGCGCUUGGAAUGUCAUCAGUUGAAUCAAUACGAGUUUGAAAUCAAGGGAGUGCACUCUGACCAUGUUGUUAACCUUUCAAAUAAAACUUGCACCUGCCAAGUGUUUGACAAGGAUAAGAUACCUUGCGUGCAUGCACUCGCUUGUUCAGAACGCACAGGCAUAGAUUGUUAUAGCCUGUGUAGUAAAUUAUACACAAAGGAAUACAUGUAUAUCGCAUACGCGGAAACAAUCUACCUCGUGCCACAUGAAGAUGACUAGGAUGCCGAUGGAAUGGAGCUCUUAGAAGUCAAACCCCCUAUAUUGAACAAGCAAAGAGGAAGGCCAACAACGAAGAGAUUUCCAUCGGACGGCGAGGCACGAAAAAAAUAUAAAUUGACAUGUUCUGGUUGCCAAGGAAAAGGGCAUACAGUACGGAAAUGCGCAAAGAGACCUCGUAAAGACACAUCUACGACAAAUGACUUGAAUAAU
Molecule: messenger RNA, 1433 nt
Organism: Cuscuta campestris
Lineage: Eukaryota; Viridiplantae; Streptophyta; Magnoliopsida; Solanales; Convolvulaceae
Source: the annotation of a GenBank genome assembly